UUUUUGGUUUUUUUUGUUUUGUUUUGGGUUUUUUUUUGUUGUUGUUGUUUUGUUUGUUUGUUUGCUUUUGUUUGGGUUUUUUGUGGGUUUUUUUUGUUUGUUUGUUUGGUUUUUUUCCCAGACAUGGAAACUUAAUUUCAUGCAUAAUCACUCCUGGUCUUCAUGCUAAAAACAAGCUACUUGUAGUUAAAAAUAAAAGAAAUUGGGAUAAAAAAACUGAAUCCAUAAGAUGAAAGCAACACCACAGCCAUAUUUUUAGGUCAUUUAAAAGGCGUUUCAAAUAGGCAUUUCAAAUAGGCACCCUUUAGUUUUGGUGCAGCUCCUGUAACCCAUUUUUGCAGAUUAUUGACAAGGAAGCAAAUUGUAUCAGCUAACGAAGGAAAUUAAACUAAACCUGCAAACUCAUGUUUAGGGAAGGCGAUGGAACAAAACCUUUGCAUGUGCAGUGCCUGAAACUAAGGGCUGUAUGCCCAAACCUGUUGCCAACCAAGGAAGAAUGAAUGUCCUGUGUUCCCAUCACUUUUCCAAAGGAAAAAUGCAUGUGCCCAGUAUUUGCCUGCAGAUGCUGGACCAGGUAUUUACAAGGCACCUAUCACCUUGGUACCUAAGCAGUUUGAGAAAUGCACCCACCCCAGGAGGGAUGAUGAGAUACAGACAGAGGCCCAGGUCCAGAGCAGCAGAGGCAGGGCCCGGGAAGCUCCCCUGCUGUGUUCCCGCUGUUGUUGGGCUCCUGGCCCACUUGUUGUGGCCAAGGGACAUCUCCACCCACCUGUCUGUCAGCAGGAAGAGACGGUGCCCCAGCCCUCCCGUGCAGCUCCGCUGGUGGGCAGUCUGAAAAGGAAAGAUAAUGGAAAAGGCAACGAUCCGGUAGCAGAGGUGAAACAGGAAUGGUGGGAUUUCAAAAGGAGGGCUUCUUAAAGAGCAGCACAUCUCAGGGGAGGGAUCAGCUGCCAGUCCAAGUGGCAGAUGUCACUGGGGAGCAAGAUGGGGAGGUUCCUGGAUCCUCGGGGCAAGCCAGCCAUCACCGAGGGAGCUCGCUGUCCACGCCGGCCGAAGAACAGGAAUCCUCGGUGCCUGCCUCUGAUGAAGACUCGCCAGCCAGGACCACAGAGAGCUGGCAGUGGCCGCUGUCCUCAUCUGAAACGCACAGCAACGUUGGGGAGGAUUUUGAGGGAUUUCAAACGCCAGCGCGGACUCCAGAGUGCACCAUGGACAUACAGUCUCCCGGGGAUCAGUCACUCAGUAGGACUCCUCAGUUUGAAAGUGACUCUCCUGAGGAGGAGGGAAAUGAUGAGAUGAAUGAAGAGCGCUGCGGUGUUGAGCCUGUCCCUAGGGAUCGGGGUUGGAGAGGGCAGCCCCAGCUAACAGAGGGAGAGAAGCUGUUGAUGGAAACCAACAGUAGGAUUGUGCAGCUGCUGGAAAAUAUCAAGAGGGAGCAUGCACAGUCCAUGGGUCUCAUGUCCCAGUCCAUGGGCCGUAUGGAGCUGCAGCUGGGCAUUGUGGCUACCUCCACAAGAGCCAUCCAUAACUACCUGUCAGAGAUUUUAGCUUUCCUCAAGCAGCCGAGGACGCAGGUCCUCGAAACACGCAUCUCCCAAAGAGCCACCCCCCAUGUCGAGUUGACGUGUGCCUCGACAUGGACUGGUGAGGACGCAGUGGCAUCCUCCACUGUGUGCUUACCAGGGGCCGAAGGGACGAGCGACUCUCGCGACCCGCCGCAGGCCACCCUGCCUUGUCGCAGUGGCCGGCUGCAGAGAGCCAUAACUGAGAGGGCCUCGCUGCCCAUGCCUCCACGCCAGGCAAAAGGGGGAGGGAAGAAAAAAUAACCACUCCAUAGGAUUUUUAGAGUUUUUUUUAAUGUGCCUGUCCUUUUAAUUCUUAGCCAUAAGGCCAUCGGUGGCAGAGUUCAACCAUUUCCUACAUUGGCUAACAUUGUAUUCUGGCUGACUAGAUUAGUCUAACAUCUUGUAGUUUAUAUUUGCACUGUUAACGAUGUGUGCUGCUGGUAUUUGAAGAACAUUUGCCUCUGUUCUUUCACUUUAACUUCAUAUGAGCAUUUUUUUACUCUGUGCCAGGCAUUCAUUGCUUUUCUUACAAAUACAAGUCAUUUCUUGA
Molecule: messenger RNA, 2115 nt
Organism: Taeniopygia guttata (zebra finch)
Lineage: Eukaryota; Metazoa; Chordata; Aves; Passeriformes; Estrildidae
Source: RefSeq, a predicted model, not a curated record